Molecule: messenger RNA, 708 nt
Organism: Paraglomus occultum
Lineage: Eukaryota; Fungi; Glomeromycota; Glomeromycetes; Paraglomerales; Paraglomeraceae
Source: the annotation of a GenBank genome assembly
AUGCCAAAGAAAUUCAGAGGGGAAAAUACCAGGGCCAACGAGCGUAGAGCUGCUCAUCGGGCAGAAGUAAAUGCGCAACAAGCAGCAGAGCAGGAACGCCGGGAGGCAGCGGAAUGGGCAGUAGGCUCGAAGGACACUUCGAAAAGAGAUCUCGAAAGGGCCAGAAGGGAAACUCAACGAGCUAGGAAAGCAGAAACAGCAACAUUGUUGGAACAGGAAGAGAAAGAUCUUUCAAAGAACAAACCUUUACUCGGACCUGCGAGGGUUUCUGGAGCGGAGAGAAAAGCAGCAAGAAAGGAACAGCAAAUAGAGACAGUUGCCCAAGAGAGGCGGGAAAUUCCGACAUACGCUGCUUCUAACAUUGAUGAUGCCUUAGAUCUGUUGGCUCUAACAACAGAGUCUUCCAUUCCAGCUGGCAGUUCAACAGGGCCUGGAAGCACAUCUAGUGCUAUCGACCGGCAUCCGGAGAGACGUUUUAGGGCUGCUCUUGCUGCCUAUGAAGAACGUGAAAUGCCAAAUCUCAGAAAAGAGUAUCCUAAUCUACGACGUACACAAUUACGAGAUAUGCUGUACAAGAAUUUCCAGAAAUCUCCCGAGAAUCCGUUUAAUCAAACCAACGUAUUACGGUAUAACGCGUCUAAAGAAGAGGAAGACAAGUUUAUUGAGACGACGAGACAGGGACUUGAGGAUCGAUUGAGAAUAGAUUGA